UAUAUAUCCUAUGGACGUAAGUAGUACGUACAUAGUACAUACAUAUGUUCACAAAGUGAAGUUUGACGUUUGACGAAAAUUAUUCAUUAGGAAAGCGAGGAAAAUCGAAAUAAUUAAAUAAAAUCAUAAAGGAUAUCUCUUUAUUAUAUAGAGAAUACGUGUUGACUCUGAAUCAAAAAAUCAUAUCUACGAAGAGGAUAUUAGGUUCUGAAAAAAAAAAAAUUUUCCAGUAAACCAUUUCGAUUGAUAAAAUGGAUUUUGGUGCUUUGAUAAAUGUCGCGCAAGAGAAUGAAGCGAAAAAACAAGCUAUUCCGUGCUAUCAAACAAAAUUUGCACCACCAAAAAAGCAGACUAAACAAUCUAAGACUCUUUCCGAUAAUAUUAAAAAAUUUCUCGCUCGAAAGGAAGAAGAAGAGAGACAAAAAACCUUGGAAGAGAAAAGAAAGAAGGAGAAUCUUCUGGCUUUACGAGAUUCUAAAGCCCAAAGUCGGAUAAGUAAACACUUGAAAGUAUGUAAAGCAGCAAAUAAGUCAGUGAUUGCAGAUGCCAUUGAUAGCGAACAUACAGCUAUUACUAUAGCAGGUCCUUCUCAGCCUGAUGAAGAUGAUUACGGAUAUGAAUCGCAAGAGGCUUCUAAAUUUUAUAAUCAAUUAAUGAACAAAUAUAAUAGUUUACCUCCAGAGAAACCUAUUUUUAAUAAUAAUGAGAAAAGAACAAUAAAAGAUAUUGCAUCUACAAAGGAUAGAGUAAAACAAGCUUUAAAACAACAAGAACUUGAGGAGAAUAGUGGACAUAGGCGAAAAAGGAAAUCAUCCGCUUCGAAUGUAAAAGAAACUGAUGUAAAAGAAAUUGAUGAGAAAAUGGAGAAAAACGUUGCUAAUAAAAUCAAAGAAGAGAACAAGGACGAAAAGCCCAAAUCGAAAAAAAAGUCAUUACCACCGCCUAUGGCUUUUGCGGACCUAUUAAAACUUGCAGAGAAAAAACAGCACGAGCCUGUCAUGAUAGAAGUUAAACCAAAAGUAGAAGAGGAACGACCAAUGACAAAACGUCAAAAAAUGGAAUAUAUACAGGAAAAAGAAAGAAAGGAGCAACGAGAGAAAAAAGAUUUAGAGACAAAUAAAAAAACAAACAUUGGAAAUACAAACAAACCUAGUAAAACACAAUUAAAUAAAAUGCUCAAAACUGAUGAAAAAUCUCCAAUCUUAAAUUCAUUAUUAAAUAAAAGCUGCUCUUCUAAAGCUGCAACAACUAUUUCUAAAAAGGUUAUUGACAAGUCCAAUGAAAAACAAAACGCAGAAAAUUCCAACAAAGUUUCAUCUAAGAAUGAAUUAUUAGAAGAACGAAAAAAAUUAGAAGCCGAGAAAAGACAAUUGGAAGAAAUGCGACGCGCUAUUGAAGAAGAAAAAAAGAAAUUAGCGCAAAGUAAAAAUAAACAAGAAGAUGUAAAGUUUCAUUCUUCUAAUAAAGAAAUGGCUAAAUCCAAAAACAGUAAUAGUGUAGAUAAGCAAAUUUCAAAGCAUAUUAAGCCACGACAAAUUCCACCUUCGGAUUUAAAAGUACACUCGUCAUCAACUAAUAAUAAAGUAAAACAAUUUCCACCACCUGAUGUUAGACCCAUUAAAUCUAAAGAAAUUAUGAAAAAAUCGCGUACAUCUAAUAAACGACGUAUCUGCGACGAGGAUGAAGAUUCAGAUUUAAGUGAUUUUAUAGAUGAUGGAUCAGAUGAUAAUGAGGAAGAUUAUAGUAAACAUAUUAGUGAAAUAUUUGGCUAUGAUAGAAGCAAAUAUAAACAUUUCGAUAAUGAAGAUGAUACUGCUAUGGAGAGUAAUUUUGCACAACAACUAAAAGAAGAAUACAUAUCCACUAAAAUAGGAAUUAUGGAAGAUUUAGAAGAUAUGCGUAAGGAAGCAUUAGAGAAAAAGAAAAAGGACCUCUCAAAGAUGAGGCCAAAAAAAUAGUACAAAAUAUUUUGACUUUAUACAUAUUUAUAUUUAUUAUCUCU
Messenger RNA from Nylanderia fulva, 2002 nucleotides. Its product is annotated as protein SPT2 homolog. NCBI's taxonomy places the organism in Eukaryota, Metazoa, Arthropoda, Insecta, Hymenoptera, Formicidae. Gene Ontology annotation, cellular component: nucleolus. Gene Ontology annotation, biological process: transcription by RNA polymerase I; nucleosome assembly. The record is from RefSeq and is a predicted model, not a curated record. Gene Ontology annotation, molecular function: histone binding; DNA binding.